This is a messenger RNA of Arabidopsis lyrata subsp. lyrata, 2234 nucleotides long. Its product is annotated as putative cysteine-rich receptor-like protein kinase 23. The record is from RefSeq and is a predicted model, not a curated record. Lineage: Eukaryota; Viridiplantae; Streptophyta; Magnoliopsida; Brassicales; Brassicaceae. Gene Ontology annotation, biological process: protein phosphorylation. Gene Ontology annotation, molecular function: ATP binding; protein kinase activity.
AUGGAAUUAUAUAUAUCAGAAGUAAAGCUAUUAUGCCUCUUUUGGUUUCCUCUUUCUUAUAUAGCCUUCCUCGCAAGCUUGCCUUCUUCUUCAACUCAGCUACAAGAACCAACUUACAUCUACCAUGUUUGUCCUAAUACGACAACUUACCCUGAAAAUAGCGCGUACUCUUCCAAUCUUAAAACCCUUUUGUCCUCUCUUUCUUCCAACAAUCCCUCUUUCUCCAGCGGAUUCUAUAGCACCGCUGCAGGUCGGAGUCCUGAUGUGGUAUUCGGGCUUUUCCUAUGCCGGGGAGAUGUCUUGCCGGAAAUCUGUCCUGACUGCAUCGUCUUCGCUGUCAAUGACACUCUGUCUCGAUGUCCAGAGGAGAAAAAGAGCUUGAUAUGGUAUGACGAGUGCAUGCUUCGCGAGAAUUUUUUCUUGGAAUCUUCACUUCAGAAUGGAACAAACGGAAUUAUCUUGAUUAACACUCAGAAUGUUACAUCUAAUCAACAAGAAAUCUUCAGAGAUUUGGUGUUGUCCACUAUGAACCAAGCCGCCAACAAAGCUGCAAACAGUACCAGAAAAUUCGAUGCGAGAAAGGCUGAUUUUACCGGAUUCGAGGAUUUGUAUGUAUUGGUUCAGUGCAUUCCUGACCUGACGAGAGAAGACUGCUUAAGUUGUCUGCAACGAACCAUCAAUAGAUUACCCACUGAUAAAGUUGGGGCAAGACUUGUUGUGCCGAGCUGUAGUUCAAGAUACGAGCUUUACCCGUUUUACAACGAAUCCGCCGUUGGAACACCUCAGCUGGAUCCAGCUUUUCCACCACCACCAGCACCUGGUCUGACAAUUCUCUUUUCCUUGAUUACAUGUUUCAGCACAACUUUUCUUUUGAGACAUCCAAUGAUAUGUGGUGAUCUGAUACAAACUAUUUAUGUCAAUACAUGAGAAGGCGGAAACUCCUCUGUCAUAGUUAUAGCUGUUGUUGUUCCAAUCACAAUCAUUUUUAUUCUUUUCGUAGCUGUUUUAUUUAGUAUCCGAGCUAAGAGAAAGGAGAUGAUUCAUGAGACAGAACCACUAGCUGGAGAUAGGGAUGAUAUUACAACAGCAGGCUCACUUCAGUUUUAUUUUAAGGCGAUUGAGGCAGCAACAGAUAAGUUUUCGCAAAGUAACAAGCUAGGUCAAGGUGGAUUUGGCGAAGUUUACAAGGGUACAUUUCCUAGUGGAGUACAAGUUGCGGUAAAGAGGCUAUCUAAGACAUCAGGACAAGGUGAAAGAGAGUGAAACGAAGUUGUUGUUGUUGCAAAGCUCCAACAUAGAAAUUUGGUAAAACUGCUUGGUUAUUGUUUGGAAGGAGAAGAAAAGAUACUUGUAUAUGAGUUUGUGCCCAACAAAAGCCUUGAUUACUUCCUCUUUGACUCUAUGAUGCAGAGCCAGCUUGACUGGACAAGACGAUACAAGAUCAUUGGAGGAAUUGCUAGAGGAAUUCUAUAUCUUCAUCAAGAUUCAAGACUCACAAUCAUACAUCGAGACCUCAAAGCGGGUAAUAUCCUCUUGGACGGUGAUAUGAACCCCAAAAUUGCAGAUUUUGGAAUGGCAAGAAUUUUCGAUAUGGACCAAAUAGAAGCCAAUACGAGAAGAGUAGUUGGAACCUAUGGUUACAUGUCUCCUGAGCCAUGUAAUUUCCAAAUCCGUCAAGUUACCUUGAAAAUCUCUGGUAUAGUUAUCACUCCUCAGAAUCUCCAUACCAAGCGAUCCGUAAAACGAACGGUUUGAGUAGCGUACAAGACAAACUGUUCUAUCUAUUCUCCAGUCUAUAGUUUCUGUCUGAUUAGUACAAUUCUGCAACAAUCUACCAUUCGAAGAGAUGAUACAAUCAGAACAAGAUUGUGCAUCAGUACCUGGGACACACAUCCCUAGACCGUAUGCUCUGUUUGGAUCUUCCCCGGUAGAUGUCGUGUAGAAGCCGUCAUUAGCUGUGACAUUAGAAGGAAGAGAAGAAAGCAGGUCUCGGCGGUUUAAGUCGUAAGUACUAUUGGCUGUGAAAAAACCAGAUCUUUCAAGGCAUAUAUGUGCAGAGACAUGACAAAAGCUGAUGAACACAAACCAAAAGAUUACUGACAACUUGGAACUGUCAACAUUCUCGUGCAGUGGUUGUGUAUUCUGACACUAAUAUAGGCUUAUUAGGCGAUUCUAACCUAGUUCCGUCUCCGACGGUGUUGCCUCACGCAGCCGCCGAGAAAUUUCUGCUUCCU